UUAGCAGCCACUAAAAUGGCAAUUUCUGUUUCAAAGAAGAAAGCUAAGAUUAACAAAAGAGUUGAACAUAAAGAAAGUUUCAUUAUUUCUUCUUUUUUAGCUAAACUUCUAUUUAGGAUUCCAUCUAUAGUCACUGUCUUGAUUCUUAUCUUCUUAUGGUCUUCUUCUACUACCAUUAUUUCUGGUAAAGUAGUACAUGUUUGCAUCUCAUCGCGUAAACUCAAUGAUCUUUAUUGCAUUUCUGCUGGCACUGAACCAAAUCUUGACACCGCGGUUUCUCCUCUCAAUGGUACUUCUCCUUCUGUUUAUGUUGAUCAAAAGGAUACCGCAUCAAAAGAAUCUAGUCCUUCAGACACUCGAAUAGCAAUAGUCGAUGAAAAUUCCACAUUAAUUGAUACCAUCUCAAAUGUUGUUGACGUUUCACUUCAAAAAUCUAGUCCCCUUGACAUCCCUAUUCCGCGUGUCAAUGAUAGUGUCACAUCAAAAGAUAUCACGUCAAAUGUUGUUGAUGUUUCUAGUCCUCUUGACAUCCCAAUUCCGCGUGUCAAUGAUAGUUCCACAUCAAUUGAUACUAUAUCAAAUGUGGUUGAUGUUUCACUACAAAAAUCUAGUCCUCUUGACAUGCCAAUUUCACAUGUCAAUGAUGGUGUUACAUCCAUUCCUAGUGUGAAACAAGAAAGUACAAUAACUGUUGAUUCUUUUUCAGGAAACAAAAAUGUUUCUUUCAGAAACAGUAUGGUUAAAAGUGGUGAUGAGGAACUAAUGAUAGCUUAUAAUGAUGUGGAGGAUCAAUUGCAGGUGCAUCGUUCAUGGGCAGCAACGAGCAAAAAUAAUGCAACUUGCGAUGGCAGGGGAAUUUAUGUGUAUGAUUUACCAAGAAAGUUCAACAAAGACUUGGUAGCUCAAUGUGCAGAUAUAAAUCCUUGGGUCAACCUCUGCAAGUACUUCAGCAACGAUGCAAUGGGCGAACCAAUACAGAAUCUUGGCAAAGGAUGGUAUCAGACACAUCAGUAUUCACUAGAGCUGAUAUUUCAUUCGCGCGUUCUCAAUCAUCCUUGCAGAGUUCACAAUGCAGAUGAAGCAAAGCUGUUUUAUGUGCCUUUUUAUGGUGGACUUGAUAUUUUAAGAUGGCAUUUCAAGAAUGUAUCGAACGAUGUCAAGGACUCGUUGGGAGUAGAACUUGUAAGAUGGUUAGAGUCACAGAAGCAUUGGUUUCAAAAAUCAGGUAAUGAUCAUGUCUUUGUUUUAGGGAAAAUUUCUUGGGAUUUCAGAAGAUAUAGCAAUACCAUAUGGGGAAGUAGGUUCUUGGAACUAGAUGAAAUGCAGAAUCCGGUUAAGCUCUUGAUUGAACGACAACCAUGGCAAGUUAACGACAUAGGAAUACCACAUCCUACUUAUUUCCAUCCACAAUCAGACAAUGAUAUAAUCGCGUGGCAGGACAGAACCAUCAAGUCAAAUCGAAAAAGCCUAGUGUCCUUUGCUGGUGCAGCAAGGCCUGAUGCACCAGAAAACAUAAGGUCAAUCUUGAUCAACCAAUGCACAUCAGCCAAUGAUCAAGAAUGUAUUUUCUUGAAUUGCAAUUUAGGCAAAUGUGAUCAGCCAGAGUCGAUAAUAGGACUCUUCAUGGAAUCUGAAUUCUGUUUGCAGCCUCCAGGGGACAGUCCAACAAGAAAAUCAGUUUUCGAUUCGUUGAUAUCAGGUUGUAUACCUGUGAUCUUUGAUCCCUUUACAGCAUACUAUCAAUACUCAUGGCAUUUACCAGAAGAUCAUAAAAAGUACUCAGUUUUCAUAGAUCAAGAAGAUGUGAGGAGAAUGAAAGUCAAUGUUGUGGAGAGGCUUAUGCAAAUUCCAACAAAAGAAAGAGAGAACAUGAGAAGUUAUAUAAUAUAUGAGUUGUUACCUGGAUUAGUAUAUGGAGAUCCAAAAUCUAAGCUAGAGAAAUAUCAAGAUGCAUUUUCAAUAACUAUAAACAAUUUGUUUCAAAGAUUGAACAAAUUGGAAUUAUGACAGUAUUGACUUGUUAUACAUGUAUCAUACUUUUGUAUUAGGAAAAAUGAGGAUAAAUUAUAAGUUUCUCACUCAAUUUGUUUUUGUUUCGUAGAUAAGUUCAUUUCUAGUGCAAACA
Molecule: messenger RNA, 2125 nt
Organism: Solanum dulcamara
Lineage: Eukaryota; Viridiplantae; Streptophyta; Magnoliopsida; Solanales; Solanaceae
Product: xyloglucan-specific galacturonosyltransferase 1-like
Exons: 1
Coding region: 16-2007 (663 amino acids)
Molecular function (GO): glycosyltransferase activity
Source: RefSeq, a predicted model, not a curated record